Messenger RNA from Doryrhamphus excisus (bluestripe pipefish), 1150 nucleotides. It is a transcript of the gene exosc7, whose product is annotated as exosome component 7. Gene Ontology annotation, molecular function: mRNA 3'-UTR AU-rich region binding. Gene Ontology annotation, cellular component: nuclear exosome (RNase complex); cytoplasmic exosome (RNase complex). Gene Ontology annotation, biological process: U1 snRNA 3'-end processing; nuclear mRNA surveillance; U4 snRNA 3'-end processing. The record is from RefSeq and is a predicted model, not a curated record. NCBI's taxonomy places the organism in Eukaryota, Metazoa, Chordata, Actinopteri, Syngnathiformes, Syngnathidae.
GAAACUGCAAAGUUUUGGAAAAUCCAAAACGGCGAAAAGUGUGCGACUUCACGAGUCCAUUUUUGAUGACGUGUAAAGAACGCGACACGCAUGCGUGUUAUUCCAUCAUGGCAACAGUGCAAGUUAGCGAGGCAGAAAAGGUCUACAUUUUACAUGGUAUACGGGAUGACUUACGAGUGGACGGAAGAGGCUGUGAGGAUUACAGACACAUGGAGAUUGAAACUGAUGUGGUGUCCAAUACAGACGGCUCGGCUAAAGUUUCUCUGGGGCACACAGCAGUUCUAGUAGGAAUCAAGGCUGAAAUUGGUAAACCCCGGCCUAUGGCUCCAAAUGAAGGCUAUUUAGAGUUCUUUGCUGACUGUUCAGCCAACGCGACCCCGGAGUUUGAGGGCCGGGGUGGAGAGGAACUCGGGAUGGAGCUGAGCAACACUUUGUACAAAGUCUUCAACAACAAGCGCAGUGUUGAUCUGAACAGCCUGUGCAUCAGUGAAGGAGAACACUGCUGGGUACUCUAUGUGGAUGUACUGCUCCUGCAGUGUGACGGAAACCUGUACGAUGCAAUCUCCGUAGCGAUCAAGGCAGCUCUCUACAGCACAAAGAUUCCCAAAGUGCAUAUAUCAUGUGAUGAAGAAGGCGGGAAGGAGAUCGAGCUGUCUGAUGACCCUUAUGACUGCAUGAGGCUCAAUGUGGAGAAUGUUCCGUGUAUAGUGACUCUGUGCAAGGUGGGCCACAGGCACGUGGUGGACGCCACUCUGCAGGAGAAGGCGUGCUCUGUGGCGAGCCUGAUCAUCUCCGUCACAAACAAGGGAACAGUCACCUGCGUGAGGAAGAUGGGAGGAGGCAGCCUGGACCCCGAGAGCAUCUUUGAAAUGACAGAAACAGGUAAACGUGUCGGCAAGGCCCUUCACACGCCGCUCAUGAAGCUGCUGCAGCAAGAGGAAAGUUUGGGAGCAAAGCGACACAAAGUGGGCUUCCUCGGUUAGGAUUGUCAUUCAAUGUCUUUUCUACUCAAAUGUUUUUGUACUUAUAUUUUUUUUUGUACCAUAUGUUAUAACAGAAAUGGAAAAAAACAUGUCUCACUAAAGAAUAUCAUGUUUUAUAGUUCUUUUGUCAUUUUGAAGCCUAUUCCUAUUAAAACGUGAAAAACUAU